AUGUACAAUGAUCUCUGCCAUCACAAUGUAGGCCCAGACACAGAUAUUGAGACAGUUCUUCUAAGGGCAGAUGUGUGGCUGGUGAGAGUAGAUUUUAUAUUUGAAUUCCCGAGACCCACCAUGCCUAAUAUUGUUUAUAUUGGAGGAUUUCAGUGCAAUCCAUCCAAACCUCUGAAGAAAGUUAUCUGGAGACAUGAUGUAAAUAUCCCUCCCAACAUUGGAAAUAAUACACUGCUGCCAAAAUGGAUUCCUCAGAAUGACCUGCUAAGGCACCCAAAGACACGAGUCUUUGUUGCUCACAGUGGCACCAAUGGAGUUUAUGAAGCCAUCUAUCAUGGGGUGCCAGUAGUUGGCAUACCUUUGAUUUUUGAUCAGUUUGAUAAUUUACUCAGACUUGAAAUCCGAGGUGCAGCAAAAGUGAUUAACGCAACCAUGCAGUCAACGGAUCUAUUGCAGGCACUGAAUGAGGUUAUACAUAACACCUCUUAUCGGGAGAAUAUGCAGAAACUCUCUGCUCUCCACAGAGGCCAACCUGAGACUCCGAUGGAGAAAGCUAUUUUCUGAAUUGAGUAUGUUGCUCGACACAAAGGGGCAGCACAUUUGCGGUCAGAGUCUUACCGACUCCCCUGGUACGUUUACUAUUGUGUAGAUGUGAUGACCUUCCUGUUGGUUGUGCUACUAACAUUUACAAUCCUGACAGUUGUAUCGAUGAAGAAAUUUUGGAACAUUGUCUCGAAAAGAAAACUAAAAUCUCAGUAA
This is a messenger RNA of Rhincodon typus (whale shark), 759 nucleotides long. RefSeq names its product UDP-glucuronosyltransferase 2A1-like. The record is from RefSeq and is a predicted model, not a curated record. Gene Ontology annotation, molecular function: UDP-glycosyltransferase activity. NCBI's taxonomy places the organism in Eukaryota, Metazoa, Chordata, Chondrichthyes, Orectolobiformes, Rhincodontidae.